CAUCAUUCUCAAGCAAUGCCAUAUAAUUAUUGAAGCACUCAUUCAAGAGUCUUUUACUUGUUAAUCAUGGUUUUCCUUGUUUCUCUCCUUGUUCUUUCCUUACUAGCUUCAAUCAAUUGUGAGGGUCCACCUUCUCCUGGCUACUAUCCUAGUUCUAGAGUUGAAUCCUUACAAUUUAGCCAAGGUUUUAGAAACUUAUGGGGUCCUCAACAUCAGUCACUCAACCAAGAUACCUUAACAAUUUGGCUUGAUCAUAACUCAGGCAGUGGCUUUAAAUCUCUACGAGAUUAUCGAUCUGGUUAUUUUGGCACAUCCGUCAAGCUACAACCUGGUUACACUGCUGGAAUUAUUACUUCUUUCUACCUUUCGAAUAGUGAAGACUAUCCAGGGCAUCAUGAUGAAAUUGAUAUUGAGUUCCUUGGAACGACGCCAGGUAAGCCAUAUGUGUUGCAAACAAAUGUAUACAUGAAAGGAAGUGGAGAUGGUCAUAUUAUUGGCAGAGAAAUGAAGUUUCACCUUUGGUUUGACCCAACUAAAGGUUUUCACAAUUAUGCUAUCCUUUGGGACCCCAAACAAAUUAUAUUUUUUGUUGACGAUGUUCCAAUCAGAAGGUACCCUAAGAAAAGUGAUGCAACAUUUCCACAAAGGCCAAUGUAUGUGUAUGGUUCGAUUUGGGAUGCUUCAUCAUGGGCUACCGAGGAUGGAAGGAUCAAAGCAGAUUAUAGGUACCAACCUUUUGUCGGAAGAUACAGUAAUUUCAAGAUAGGUGGUUGCACCACCAACGAUAAUCCUUCAUGCCGCCCGCCUUCUGGCUCUCCAUCGAGGGCUGGCGGGCUGAGCCGCCAGCAAAGUGAUGUCAUGGAAUGGGUGCAAAGAAACUAUAAAGUGUAUGAUUAUUGCCGUGACCCCCAAAGAGAUCGUACUCAAACACCUGAGUGCUAGAGAUAGAGAAAACAAAAUAACCAAUAUAUAUAAUUUUUUUUUGGAGUGUCUUGGGAUGGAACAUACUUGCCAUGAAUGUAAUGAAAAAGUAAUUGUAGCGUCCAAGCCUUCAAGGCUUAGGAGAUGUGGAAUUUUACUUAAUUUUCUUGAAAUUUGGAGGUAUAAUUUGAGCAUUUUUGUUCCAGUAAUAGAUUUGUCUUUACGUUGCCAAUAUUCAUAUUGUAUUUUUG
This is a messenger RNA of Solanum dulcamara, 1172 nucleotides long. RefSeq names its product probable xyloglucan endotransglucosylase/hydrolase protein 32. Gene Ontology annotation, molecular function: xyloglucan:xyloglucosyl transferase activity; hydrolase activity, hydrolyzing O-glycosyl compounds. Gene Ontology annotation, cellular component: apoplast; cell wall. The record is from RefSeq and is a predicted model, not a curated record. The transcript has 4 exons. Bases 67 to 942 code for a protein of 291 amino acids. NCBI's taxonomy places the organism in Eukaryota, Viridiplantae, Streptophyta, Magnoliopsida, Solanales, Solanaceae. Gene Ontology annotation, biological process: xyloglucan metabolic process; cell wall biogenesis.